AUGACUAUUUUAUCUCACAGCUUCCUCAUAAGUUUUAUGGUGGAUGCCCGCGGUGGGGCUAUGAGAGGAUGUCGUCAUUCCGGAAUACGAGUUAUCAUCCCACCACGCAAAGCUUCCAUGCCAACUCGUGUGACAUGCCGACUGGUGAAAAAAGAAAGAUUGUCGCAUCCACCACCACUGAUUGAAGGAGAAGGACUCGCUGCCAGAGUUAUUGAAAUGGGACCAGUUGGAACUAAAUUCCUUGGACCUAUUAUUUUAGAGGUCCCCCACUUUGCCUCUCUCCGUGGAAAAGAGAGAGAGGUCCAAAUACUACGUAGCGAUGACGGUGAAAAUUGGUAUGAACAUCCAAUGGUUGCCACAGAAGAAGCCGUCAAUGAUGCUUUAGGGGGAAGCCUCGAAGAACUAGAUCAAGAAGAUGAUCUUGCAACUAAAAGAAUAACUCGAAUUCUCACAACUGACUUCCCACAAUAUUUCGCUCUAGUUUCACGAAUUCGUCAAGAGAACCAGAACAUCGGAGAGGAAGGAAAUCUUAUUAGCUCUACAGUCGUACCACAAGUUCAAGCUGUCUUCCCAGAGGGCACUCUUACAAAGAAAAUCAGAGUUGGUCUACAGGCACAACCAAUUGCUCCAGAACUGGUUGCUAAGCUGCUUGGCAAUCGUGUGGCUGUUAGUCCAAUCGUAACUGUCGAACCAAGACGCAGAAAGUUCCACAAGCCAAUUACUCUGACAAUACCUGUGCCAGUGGCCUCACAAAAGGGAAUGAUAAAUCAGUAUGGUGGAGAGCGUCCAACAUUACGUCUGCUCUAUUCUAUAUCUGGAGAGAAAGAUCCUGCUAUAUGGGAAGAUAUAACAGAAAAUAAACCUAUGACUCUAGUGAACGAUUGUGUAUCUUUUACUACUACAGUUUCUGCAAGAUUCUGGUUGAUUGAUUGUCAGAAUGUAAAUGAAGCCACUCAAAUGGCAACAUUACUCUACAGAGAAGCCAUUACAGUACCCUACAUGGCUAAAUUUGUGGUAUUUGCUAAACGUACUGCCCAGGAAGAAGGAAAGUUAAGAAUGUUCUGUAUGACAGAUGAUAAGAUUGACAAGACAUUAGAAAAACAGGAGAGAUUUUCAGAAGUAGCUAGAAGUCGAGACAUAGAGGUGUUAGAAGGUCGACCACAAUAUAUAGAGAUGGCUGGAAAUCUCAUCCCUGUCACCAAGUCAGGAGACCAACUUCAUGUUAACUUCCGAGCAUUUAGAGAGAACAGACUGCCCUGUACUGUAAAGGUUAGAGACCUGGAUCAAGAACCAUCAGCUAGAGUUGCCUUCAUGAAAGAACCUAAAGUUGGAAGAGGAGAGGCACCACAACAACCUAUAUGUAACCUCAAUAUCUCUCUUGGAGAUACCAUUAAGUCUGAUUCCAUGGAACUGAAUACAGCUGCAGCAUUAGAAGCUAAUCAAAGACAUUUAUUAUUACGUGAGCAAGGUUUAGUUGUUAAAGAUACCAUUAAACGUGGUCAGAUGAGAUUAAGUGAUAUAGCUGAUAAUGUACGAGGUGAUUGGGUAAUACUAGCUCAACAGUUAGACAUACGUAUGACAGAUAUCAACUCCAUUAAAAAUGAAUAUAACAAUGUCAAUGAUCAAGCUCUAGCCAUGUUACAGUUAUGGGUGGAAAGAAAUAAAGAACAAGCCACAGGUAAUGUGUUAGAGAGUGCCUUACGUAAGAUCAAUCGUGAGGAUGUAGUCAAGAGCUGUAUGUAUGACAUGGAAACUGUAGAUGAUGUAGUAGAAGAAGCAGCAGCUCGUGUUGCUAUGGACCAAUCUGGUUUCGACACCUUUAAAGAAGAGGUUGGUAUUUCGAAAGACUCCAUUAAACGUGGUAUGUCUUUAGAUGUGCAAUAUGAUGAACAAGAUAUGAUUAAGGAAUCUGAAUCUGCUGCAGAAGAAUCAAGUCCUAGUAGUGAGCGUGGUUCUUUAGCGGGCCAUCCUGAUAGAGCAGCACCUCAAGCAAUUGCUGAAGAAGCUUCCAGUUCCCGACCCUCAUCUAUAUCUGAAGAUUUCUCAGUGCAUGUUGACCAUAGACGUCCGGUUGCAAAAGCCAAAACUCCUGAAGAACGUGAAGCAAUAUCUCAGAAGAAGAAAGAUGCCUAUGUCAACUUACUAUCAGAAUUUGACAAAUUGCAAGAAGAGAAAGAACAAAAGGAGGCUUCUUUACGUUCUUACCAAGAAAUAGAUGAUAAAGAAUCAAUAGCAGAAGAGGAAAUAGUCCAAACUUCCAGAGACGAAAUUGACUUCAUCAGUAGUACAGAUCAUCAAGCCACUCAGGCAGCUCCAGGUCGAUUACCAAGUGAAGGAGAUUCUGGCGCCAUUGAUGAUGAAGUAGUUAAGACACCACCCCCUAGCCCUACAGAACAAACAUCAGUCACAGAGGAAACAUAUUAUGAUGAAGAGCAAACUAUGGAAACAACAGAAAUUGAGGAAAUAUAUCAGGUGUCAGAUGAUGGAGAAACGUGGAAAACUAUUCGUAAAGUUACCACAAUUACUCCAGCUGGCACAACAGAAAAAGUCACUGUUCUGAAAGAAGAAAAGAUGCCUCGUGGUGCUAAUAUGGCUGAAGCUGCCGCUAGACUUGCUGCUGUUGGUGCUCAAAAUGUAGAAGAAUCUGACUAUACGAGGGAGACAGAAAGAGCACAAGAUUAUUCCUAUGAUCAACAACAGGUUACAGCCCAGCCGUCUGAAAGCUUCCAAUCAACUGUGGAAGGUGCCAAAUUAACAUACAAGCAAGAUGUCCUGGAUCAAAUGACGAGUCCAACCUCAGACGGUAGCUAUCCAGAAGAACCAUCUUCAGUUCCGGAACCCACAAUGCCUGCUGAUUUUAGAGUCCACGGUGAAUUCGAAUCACCAUCGAGUGAAGGACAAGGCUAUGAUGAUUUUUCGAGUCGUCAGGAGGCAUAUAAGGAUGGGUAUGACCAGUAUGGCGGAACUGAUAUCGAUUCUUAUCAAAUUAACCAAUACAGAGACUCUAACAUUGUCGACAGAGAUACAGAUGUAGACUCCAGAGACACCAAUGUUGACUCUUAUCAAACAGAAUAUAGAGAUACUGACGUAGACGGAGAUCGACAUGGGACCGACAUUGACCGAUAUACCCAACAAGAAUCGGAUACCAUGUAUGAUAGAAUGCCCCAAUAUGGUGAAGAACAUGCUGAUCGACGAGAAGUGUCCUCAGAAAGAGAUGACGAAGGUCUACCUUAUGGAUCAACUGACGAAGUGUUUGAUUCUGCCAUAGAUGGUAACAUCAAGUCUUCUGAAAAAGUCUUAGCUGAUGGCACUGUAGUUAGACGCAAAUCAAUUCGCUCUGUUUCUGGGACAGGUGAUAUCGAGGUAACUGAAAAGGAAGGACCAAUUAAGGAAAUCAAAUCUGUUGAAGAAUCUGAAGAUGUACUGCCCGACGGCACAGUUCACAAGAAACAGUUGGUUCGUCGACACUCCAUUAAACAAAUUACCAGAAGCGUCACCAUUGACGAUGGGGACGAAGAAGUAACCGAGGAAGUAGUACACGUACCAGAUACUAACAUCACUGAUGUCAAAGACGUGCAAGAAUCCGAAAUAGUUCUUGAUGACGGAACUGUCCACAAGAAGCAGCUUGUCAGAAGACACUCACUGAAACACAUAGAGACAAGCAUCACUACAGAUGAUGGUGAUGAAGAAGUCGUACAUGAAGAAGUCGUUUUACCAGGUACCGAACGUACAGAAAUCAUUGAAACAUUUCAGUCGCCUGCAGAAAUGGUCACUAGCAAAGAAAGGGUCGAAGAGGUGCAACCCAGCGGGGAAAUUAUUACUAAGGGCAUCAUCGUAAAUAAAAAGAUCCAUAAACUCAAAACCCGCCACGUAUCGUUCGAUUCUGAUCAGGAAAAGGUUGAACAAGAGUAUGAGGUUGAAGAAGUCAUUCCCGGAACUGUUUCCACAUUUUUGGACGACACUUCCUCUGAAUCCUCUGGUGAAUACUCUGAUAUUGAAGAAGAAGGCGAGGAAGAUAAUGUUAGUGUUGAGGAUCGGGAAGAGAUCCUGGAAGGUGGAACGAUUCAUCAUAUUCAUCAAGUUCGCCACCAUUCGGGAUCAUCUGCUGGCCAAGAUGGCCAUGAAAUUAUUACUUCAACUGAUCGUUUUGAGACAUUCGAGGAACCCGCGCAUCCAGAAAAAGAAAUCUUUAAGCAACCCUCUCGCGAUGAUGGGGGUGAAAUUAGAAAAGUGGCAUUUAGUAGGCAAGUGCACAAACUUAAAACACAUGAAGACUCUUUCGAUUCAGACGGACAUGUGCAGGAUUCUGGUGACUAUGAGAUUGAAGAGGUAAUUCCUGGAACUGUGUCUGCCUUUGUUGAAGGGGGCGACACUGAUUCUGAUGAUGAUAUUUUAGACGAAUUAAGGGUGGACCAAGAGGAGAGUGACUAUGGUUCCAGGUCAAGUAGCAGUGAAAAGCAAACAGUGUCAGUACACCAUGGUUCUUCUGAGGACCAGCAAGAUUGGCGAGAACUUGACGAAACAGGAUUGAAUAAAAGAACAGUAUCGAAAGUAACGUACACACCAAGUUCACCAGGUGUUGAUAAUGACAAUUAUCCCACUAUUACCGUAACAGAAGAUUUCUCCAUACCUUACGACGGAGAUUUCGCCAGUUAUUACGGAGUAAAUACCGAAGCUUACAAUGCACAAGGUAAAACAAUCGAACAAGACAUCAGUCAAGAAAAAUUACAAGCCGACGAUGUUAUAGUGCAAGAAAAAACUGACAUGGUCCAAGAAGAACGAAUUAUUCCCUUCACGACUGAACAUUCAGAGCAAUCACGAACAAUACACACUGACAUAUCUGACAGUCUUUCAUCGCGACAAUCAUAUACACAACACAUUACAGAACAACAUGUAGUCGAAACACAAUCUAUUUCUUACCAGUCGCAAAACCGACAAUUCUCCUCUCAGUCACAAUCUAUGUCCUCGGGCCAAGCGGUGUAUGACGAACCCAGUGAAAUAGAGAUUCAACUGCAUAUGGAUCAAGAACCAGUUACAGAAACAUUCCAACCAGAGGAACUCUUGGUUUCCGAAACAAAAACAAUAACAGAAAUCUAUGACGACGACAUAGAGGAAGCCAAGAGUGCCCAUCCUGACAUUACCGAAUCAAAAAUAACCACUGAAAUCUGUGAUAGUUUACAUAAACCCUAUACCCAAGAACUAAUAACUAGUGAGUCUGCUGAAUUUGUUGAUGCAGCUGCUGAACAAAGGGACCAUAUACUAGAGGAUAGUGAAGAUGAAGAUUGGGAAGUCAUGAGCCGCGGAGAGUUGAAUGAGGAGGAAUUGCAAGCAGCACAAAAUGUGAAUCUGAUGAGUGUUGUCGUUCCAGAUGACAUACAACAAGAACAGGCGGCAUCAGCAGAUAUACCACAGGAACCACAUUACCGCAAAGAGGAAUACCACAUAACAGAGGAUCAAGAAAAAGAAAUUUCAGACUCCGAAGAUGACUUCGUCGAUGUUUCUGAUACUUUGCAAAGAGAAGAAAUUGCUGUUACUGAAAGUAGAGAUGACCUCGACGAUUCUAAACAACAAUUGGAGGAGGAAAAGCAAUCGACACAAGAAGAGAUUGCCAUUGGCCGUGCUGAUCGUUCUGAUGAGAUCGUCGGUGAAUCGCAAUCAUUAGAUAUUGAAGAACUGCAAAAAGUGACAGAGGUACAUGAAUUACAAUUGUCUCGCGGUGAAGCAGAGGAGCAGAGGUCAAUGAAUGAAAAAUUGGAAACAUCACCCGACCAACUUGACCAAACGAUGGAAACUGAGGAAUUCCAAAAAUCGAUUGAAUCAGAAGAAUUCCAAAAAUCGAUUGAAUCAGAAGAAUUCCAAAAAUCGCUCGAAUCUGAAGAAUUUAAAAAAUCACUCGAAUCUGAAGAAUUACAAAAAUCACUCGAAUCUGAAGAAUUACAAAAAUCACUCGAAUCUGAAGAAUUACAAAAAUCAUCCGAAGCUGAAGAAUUUCAAAAAUCUCUUGAAUCUGAAGAAAUUCAAAAAUCACUUGAGUUAGAACAUGUCCAAACAUCUCUGCAACAUGAAGAGCAAAUUGGUGAUGAUGAAGAACAAGAACAAAUAAAAGAAAAGAUCAUCACUAAAGAGGCCAUUGGUGAUUAUGAAGAAAGUCAUCUAAAAGUACAUGACAUUGAAGAGACAACCUCAGUUCAGGAGGAACCGUGUGAUUAUAUCGCCCAUCAAGAAGAUCAAGAAACAUACUUAGAAAAAACACCACUGAAACCAACGGAAGAACUUGCUGAUCCUGUAGCAAAGGAUGCCGAAGAAGAAUUAACAGAUGAAGAAUUGGUAGAAAAGCCUGUCAUACCUACAGAAUCAGUGGUUCAAGAACUGGAAAGACAGAUUGAAGCCACUGGUGCAUUGAGGGAUCCUCUUGAAUCAGAAUUUGCCGAAUAUGAAAGUACACAGGUUAUUGGGGAAGAACGAUCAAGUCAAAUUGAACUAUCCGAGGAAGAGAGAGAAAUCGAACCUUCUGUUAAUCCACCCGAGGAGCUGCUAGAACUGGAAGCAAAAGAUGCCGAAGAAGAAUUGUCUGAUGUUCAAGAUAUGUUCAAGGACAUGCCUACAAAACCAGAACUGCCUGAUGACGAACGUCAGUUCAUCGAACAAGAAAUAAUUGAAGAUGCAAUUCAUAAGGAAGUCAAGGGAGGUUACUUUGAAGAUACAAAAGAAUCAGAUGAAGCAAAGGAAAGAGAAGAUGAAUACGUAGAUGUUCAUGAACAUACCACAGAGCUAGAGGUUCUAGACACAGAAGAUAAAUAUAAACAAGAGGAAGACACAGAACAGAUACAACAUGACGAUAUCGUUGACACGGCACCUCAAAGAGAACUGGAACUGGCAGAGGCUGCUGAUACAGUAGCCCUUGGUUUAUAUAAAACUCAAAGACAUGAAUAUGAGACUAGACAUGAAGUAACAGAGCACACGGAAUCAUCUCGUGCAAUGGAUGAAGAAAUGCAAAAGCAUGAGCAUGUUGAAGGUGAUGACGUGGAACAAGUUAAGCCUAUAGAUAUCCAUGCGAUCGACAGAACGUCGGAUGAAGAAGAGUCUGAUUUUGUGGAUGACAUAGAUAAAACUCAAAUUGAGGAGUCAUUGGGACAUCAACAUCCAGAAGAACAAGCACUUGAAGAAUUUGGUCAGACACAAAUCGACGAAGAAAAAUACAGAGUGAUGCAAGCGGAAAUAGAAGAGAGCCAACAACAUCAAGAAGCUAUACAGACCGGACAAGAAGAGAUAUACCAGCCGGAGUACAAAGAAGGACAACCUGACUUUAUUGAAGAGAAACAACAUCCUGGGGCGAGUCAAGAAGGAGAAGAUGAAGAAGAAGUACAGGAGACUCAAAAAAUGGAAUACAGAGAAUUGAGAGAAGAUUUUCGGGAAUACACUGAGACUAAAGUCAGUUUUGAGGUCACAGAGAAUGUAACUGACACUUACCAAAGUAGUGAGAGACAGGAUCUAGGCGAAUAUGAAAAGCAAUAUCAAAAACCAGGUGAAGAUGACUACGACUCCGAAGACAACUCUAUGAGAGAAAAAGAAGAGUUUGAACAAAUGGAAGCCCAGAUAGAACAGGAAAUGCAAGAAGCUGAGCUGAAAGAAAGACAGCAGAAUGAGACGUUUGCACAAUUAGAACAAGAAGAAGCUGUUACUAGAAAAGAAGAUUUCAUUGAUGCUUUACGCCAAGAAAGUGAAACUGCCGGAGAUGAAUCAUCCGAUGAACAUAUUAUACAAGACAUAACGCCGGACAUAGAAACAGUUGAGCGUCAAGAGGAUUUCAUGACUGAACACUUUCAAAGAUUGUCUUACGAUCAAGCAAUGGACAAUGCAGAUGUUGAAGAAGUCAAAGAAGAAUAUGCGGAAUCUGACUCAACAAAACAGGAUGUGGAUGAUCAUAUGUUUGUACGAUCAGAAAUGGUGACGGAUCUUGACGCAGAUGAUCAGCCAGACUAUGAAGAUCGCGUUCAUGAACAUGCUGAGUUUGAGAAAGUUGAACAGACAGAGCUCACUCAGAGAGAAGAUGAAUUUGAAAUUUGCGAGGAAAAAUAUGAAAUAGUAAAGGAUGAACAAACGAUAGCUCAGCAAUAUAUAGAAUCAUAUGAGACAGUUUCCAAAACAGAGGCUGAUGAGGAUUUGGAAAUUUCGGAAGAAUCGGCUUCAGAAUCUGACGAUGGUUUAGAAAAGGAAAUUGAAAGUAUGGGUUUCAUGGGCGCAGGGGGUCAAUCAUGUGAAGUUCAGCAAAUGGAGAGAGAAGAAAGCUCCGAACGAGAAGUUCCUCUCAUAACAUUUUCCGAAAGCGAAAAAUCCAUGUCUGAGAGCAUAGAAGAUAAGAAUGUGCUUACCGAGAGUAUCGAAGAAAAGCAAGAAUUUGAGCAAGUCGAGGAAAAGAAAUAUGAAGAACCUGAAAAAACACAAGAGGUGGUCGAAUAUUCCAGCCCUCUUGAGCAUGAAUACGUACCCGAGGAUGCUCAAGAGGUGGUUACUCUAGAGGUCAGCCAGGAACCGAUUGAAGAUGUUGUAGAGCAUGAACGCAUCGAUGAAGUUGAAUGUGUUCCUGAAGCUGCUGAUGAAUCAUCAGACACGGAAGAGAAAAUAACUGCAGAAACAGUCAAGAUAUCCGAGACCACAGCCCUAGUAUUUAAACCAGAAUUAUCCAUAGAUAGAGCUGAAUAUUUUACAGAAGAAGAAAGACCUGUUGAUGUCAAGUAUUCAGUAGACAAAGAAGAAGACUUUUCAUCCGAAGAAGAACCACAGGAACAGGAAGUGACAGUUUAUACUGACAGGAAAGAAGAAUUUAUAGAAGAAUCUUUAGAUACAGUUGACGUUGUUGAGCGAGGCCAGAUUGAUGGCGAUGCACCCGGGGAAAUCAUUUCUGAGCAGUCGUGCAUAAUCAACCAAUCGUUAUUUAGCGAAUUUGCAACCACUUCGUCACAAGUAACGGAAACUCAUUAUGCUUCAUCAUCAACUGAAGUUCAGGAUGGCUCAGUCACAUCUUCCGAGAUAGGAAGUCAAAGUAGCCAGGACGUUAUUAACCACAUCGACCAUAGAAUUGAGGCUGAGGACAGAGAUAUCGAGAGGGAUUUUGAGGUAGAGGGACGGGAAUCGGACGUUGACUCCCAACACGAAGACCGACCACCAUCACCUUCUGACUUUACUCUCAUAACUUCCCAAGGUCCAGAAACACUUAUAAAAGAACUUAACCUUACUGACACAUACACCGCACAGGCCGCGUCAAAUAACGAAUUGUCACCUGCUAUUGACCAAGCCCUCAUAGCAAGUCAGGAUUCGGCCGAACUCGAUCGAGCGUUAGCCGACGAUGAAGAUUAUGACUCAGACCAAGAACUUGACGCUGAAGACCUGGAACAAGAUCAGUAUCAUCAAUCAAUGAUUGCAUCCCAAGAUCCAGAGAUGCUUGCUAAGGCGCUUGGGGUCGAUCAACCACAAGGAAUUCCAGAUGUCAUGACACAAUCCCAUGAUCCUGAGUCAUUGGCCAGGGUUUUUGGACAUGAAUACCAAUAUGAAGAAACAGAUAACAGAUAUUUCGAGCAGCUGGACGUCCCACCUUCUCCAUCAGAUUUUACGUUGAUAGCUUCAGCUGAUCAAGAUGGUUUGAAUAGAUCACUGGGGGUUUCUGACACAGAGGAUCAGAUCGAUACCACCUCAAAACACAAAACAGAAUUUGAAUCAGAGUUCACUCAACGACAAAUGGAUGAUCUACUCGGAUCUCCCUAUGAUCUGUCCAAAUCAAGUGAAGUAGCCAUGAUGCAAGGGAAUGACCAAUCUGUUGAUAACACUAUGUCAGCUUUAAGUUCUGAUAAUGGUUAUCGACAGGAACUUAUUGACAAUGAUUACCCACAAGAUGAUGACGAUGACAAAAUACCUGAACCAAUGGUGUCUAGUUUUGAGAAGCUCUAUGAUGGAGUCAAUAUAGAGACAGAAACUCAAUCUGAUUCUGAUCAUACUCAACUCGAUAUUGGAGAUCGAUUUGAUUCUGGGCAGCCAGAUUUACACCUUCAAGAGCUCGGCAGAUCCUCUAGUUAUGAACAUCUUUACGAAAAAGAUGGAAAUAUUCAGAAGGAAGAUGAACAAGUUUUACAAGGUGAUUCUAUUAAGAUUGAAGAGAAAUCCACUUCAUCGGGCUCGGAGGUAGCUCAACUGGAUGACGUAGCAGUAGAGGAAGAUAACUUUAUCCUUUCAAUUAACAAUUCUAUUUCCGUAGAUGCUGAUAUUUGUGAAACCCAGAAAGAAAAAACGGAAGAGACGGAUGUGGAGGAACAGUUUUCUCCCCUUUCGAAGACCUCUUCUGCUAAGCAUGGCUUAACACUUGAUUCUCCAGACACUUUCUCAUAUUCAGAAAACCUCCAUUCUGACGCUAAAUUUGAACAUGAUCCAUGCGCUUCUGUCGAGGAAAAACACGAUCUAGCUUCUGAUGAAUUGGCUGACGACCAAGAAGCCCAUACAGGUGAAGUGCAAUAUAUAGAAGGCACUACCAAAGAUGUACAAGAAGUUUGUGAAUAUGCCAGUACUACAUAUCAAGUAGACACCGAGGUGGUAGUUACUUCCACGGACGAAUUUCUUCUUGAAAAGAUCACUGAAAUUCAUAGUGAAUCUGGAGACCUGGUAGAACCUGUCGAAAUGGAGAGUCUAGGAUUCGUCACAGGGACACAUACUGAAGAAGAUACUGGCAAAUUUGCUGAAGAAAUUCAAGAAUUUGAUGAUGCCGAUGUAGAAAUUGUGCAUGUCGAUCCAAUUGAGGAAAGAGACUUCAAAUCAGCCGCCGAAAAGGUCGUUGAAGAAGAACCAAAAGAGUUUUUGUCUAAAGAUUUGGAAGAAGAACCUGAAUUCGAAUCAGUUGAUGAAAUAAAGCCACUUGAGGUGAUCCGAGAUGAAGAAGUUCUUGAAGAGCACAAAGAAGAACCAUCACAUGAUUUUCUUUAUACUGCUGCUGAAGAAAUUCAAGUUGAAGAAGAAACUUUGGAAUCGACAAAAGAGCUCAUUUCAAUCGAAGAACCAUCUCCCACUGAACCAAUAGAAACUGUUUCCACAGAAAAGCAAACAUUUGACGAAUCACAUGAUUUACUUUACACCGCUGCUGAAGAAAUACAACUUGAUGACGAAACCUUAGAAUCAGCAAAAAAGCUCAUUUCAAUCGACGAAACAUCUCCAGUUGAAGCAAUAGAAACUGUCUCCACAGAACAGGAAACAUUCGACGAAAUUCAAAAAUCACAAAUUCCAGAACAUCUGAGUUUCGAACAGAGUGAUUCAACUGCACGGCCAUUACUUAUGAAGCAAGAUACUAAAGAAAUAUCACCUGAAGAUCUUGAAGAAAAGCCAUUAACGUUUGACUUUCCCGAAGAAGUUGAAGCUAAGAAAAGGCAAUUUCAAUUAGAACAAAGCGAAUUAACUUUUGGCGAAUUUCAAACUAAAUCGACCGAACUUGAGCGUGAAGAUUCGAUACCAUCUGAAUAUGAUAACCAGUCAAUUACGGAGGAGUCUUUGGUAAAAGAGGAAGUUCCCGAAACAUGUGAUGAAGGAGAAUCGAAGGAACCGUGCAGAGAACCAACUAUUCAAGAAGAAUCCACAGAUAUUAUUGACGAGGAGAGUGUUCAUUCCAGCAACGGAUCAGAGGAGCAACUUCAAAGGUCUUCAUCAGAAGAGAGUUCUGACAGGGAAAUUGAAGUUUUUGAUGACACUCUCGGGGAAUACGUCAGAAUACCAUGGGAAAUAGCUCAUCAAUUCAAACGACAAUACUCUCAAUCUUUCAAUGAGCAAGAAAAGAAAUCGUCUUUCCAAUCGGUAAAGUCGAUAGAUAUGGGUACCUUUUAUCGAAGAGAUCGUGAUGAGGAUGAACCUUCGCAAACAAUGGAAUUCGAACAAGAAGACGAUUUAGAUCCAGUCGAAGCGUCAGAGGCAAAAGCAAAACAAAGGGUUACUUUUCAGCUUUAUGAAACCCCAACUUUAGUAACAGAACCAUACGAAUCUGAAGAGGCACAAGUUUCCCCUGAAGAUGAAGAUCAGCUUGAAGACCUAAUGGUUGAUGCUCUUGGAGCACAUGAACCACACGAAGAUAUUAUCGAUGCCCAUACCGAAACAGUAAUUUCGACAAUAAAGCAAAGUAGACAACACGUCAAAGAAGAAAUAAUACAGGAAGAAGCUAAAUACGAGUCUCCAUUUUACACUUCUUCCAAUGACACUUCGGACAUGCUUAUCAACUCUGCGUCCGGUUCUGCUUACACUGGUUUUAAUGAGGUUGACAGAUAUAACCUAGAACAAGACAUGAUGUUAUCAUAUGCCACAGCUCAGUCAGCUCUCGAUGCAUCCCUAGCCCAUUCUUCAGAUAGUAUAUAUUCUUCAGUUGAAAGAGAAAGUGUGGUCAGCAGGGAGUCGAGAAUGGCCCACCAGGAACUGUUAGAUGAAAUGGGCGAUGAAAAGGAUAGAUCUAUAUCCCCGUCUGGUGAGAGUGAAAGUCUUCAGCCCCAUGCUGAAAUUCUUGAAGAGGAUUUUGAAGAACAAGAAGAUGGUCCACAUCAAUUCCCAAUGGCAGUCCAUGCUUUAGGUAAAAGUUUGGCAGAUAACGAAAUAUACGAAUCGUCCGAAACGGAACGAGAUUCUACUGAAGAAAAAUUGUCACCCAUUGAAGAAACACCAACAAUAGGAAUAGGUGCUGAAGAUGACCAAAUAUCAAAACAAGCCGAAAAGAAAGUCACCUUUCAGUCUGACACGUUAUUUGCUCGAUCACAAGAAUUACACAGUGAAGACAUAAAGACAUCUACCUCAUCCUCCGAAAUGUCCAUGGAGCCCACACUUCUGGCCGCAUCAUAUGAUCUGGAUACAGGAAAUGUAUCUCACGUCGUAGCGGCCUAUGAUCUGUCACCCGAUACGAUUGAAAAACAAAUUGUUCCGGGUGCAUCAACUAAAGCUAUCCUCUCUAGUCCAGAUGAUGACGUGUUCGAAACUGAAGGGCCUAUAGCCAGUGAUCAAGAGGAAAUGACUGUAACAUUGACUGAAAUAUCAGAUCAACAAAAGCAAGAUGACGAUGAACUAAGCUCUCCUUUCGAAAUGAUGUCACCAUCAGAGUUGGCAGAAAGUGCUCCAUUGGAUGAAUCAAGUUUCACAGAGGUCAAUGUAGAAGACGUUAUAAUAGACGAUCAACCUGUAAAGGAAUCCCUUUUAAACGGACCCACCGAAGUAGAUUAUGUUCCCGAAUAUGACCAAGAGGUCGUUACAAAACCAGAAGAACAAAUAGAACCAGAGGAACAAAUAGAACCAGAGGAACAAAUAGAACCAGAAGAACAACAGGAAGAAACGACCAACGCAGACAGAAUGGAUGAAACUUAUGCCAUAGUAGACGAACGAGUUGAACACUUCGAAAGUGACGAAGACAUACCUAUUCCAAAAAGCGAUUGCGCUGAAAAGGAAAAUUUACUAUACGCUCCUGCUGGUGAAAAUUUGACUGCUUCUGAACAAACUUUAUAUGGAUUUGAUAUGCCUUCGGAUGAAACUGCAACUCGAUCCCCGGAAAAAGAAUCCCAAAAAGCUGAUAUAGAUCUUGAUUCUGACUUAACCCAACCACCAACUGAGGGCACUUUCCAAACCGACGAAACAACAGAUGAUAAUAACCAAUUUAUCCCAGUACCUAUUGAUAAACAAGACAUGGCUACACCCGAAGAUAUAGCAGAUGAUAAUUAUGAAUUAAGAAGCGAUGAUUUAUACCACGGCAAAAAGGCUCUCGCAUUAGAAAUGACGGAUGAUUAUUUUGCUGACAAAGAAGGGGAUGAACCAGAGUUUAAAGAUGAUGAGCCAGAGGAAGAAUUGCUCUGUCUGGAUGAAAGUAAACCAGAAGAAAUUGAAGAUGAAGAUGGAAGUGUCAAAUCAGACUCAUUGGAAGUUGGUAGUGACAAUGAUGAAGAUAUAGAACGACCCAUUUCUCCAACACCCGAUGCCCAAAAAGAAAGACCACUCUUUUAUGGUGAUACAUCGGCAUCUCAGACACCUGACGUCACUAAAACUCCGGAUAUGAAUAUAGAAGGAUUGGAAAAGGCUGCCUCGGAUUUAGUUGAAAAUAUAUUGCAAGAGGUGAAACAUAAAGUUCAAACCCCUGUUGAUGAAGAUCGUGACCUAAUACAAGUUGAGAAGGAAGAAUCAGAACCAACUGAUGAUGUUAAUCAGUAUCCAACUGAAACUGAAGAGGAAAGAGAAUCAUAUGAUGUCAUUGGGGAUCCAAGAGUACCACCACCAGUUCCUGUUCGAUCACGUUUGUCACAGCAAAUAUCAGAGGACAUUCCUGAAAUAACAGUCACUCAACAUAUGCAUGAAGAGCUUGACGAGGGAGACUUUUCCCAAAUGUAUGCAGAUUCUGCCAAAUCUGUCGAAUGUGUCCCUGAGGAUGAUGACGAGGAUGACAUUGAAAAUCUCCCUGAAACUAUACCCCCAAGUAAGAAAUUUGAUGCCAGUGACGGGUAUAAAGAGGACGACGAAACUGACGACGAAUAUGAAACAGAAGAUCGACCAUUGUUAGUUCGGACCCAAAAACCUGAUGUCAUACCAAGUGAAGAAGAUGACGAAAACCAAACUGAUAAGAACUAUUUUUUAGCUGAAGGCGACCUAGAGUUUGUCCCUGCAACCUUAGAAUUUACUGAUGAUAAAGAUGUAGGGUCAGAUUCUGGGUCAGUUACCCCAGAAGAAGAAUUUUUUCCUUUCGAACCGGACGAGACCAUGAUAGGACACAGUGCAUUGAGUCCUGAGGAACAUGGUGACUCAUCAAGCGUUGACAGCUUUGCUACUGUUGUUCCUGCGUAUGAAGAGGAUGAAGAUGAUUUUUCCGAUGGUGAACACGAAGACAGGCUAGCUGAAAUUGCUUCCAUGACAUCUUCAAUUCAUUCUGAUGUUCAACCCUCUCAUACCAGUGACACUGAAGAAUCGGGCACUGCUGUGGAAGAAACGCCAAAAUGGAUUGAACAAAAAGAAAUAGAAGAAAGAGAGGAGGUCGAAUCGCCGAUAGAUGAUAAUCGUUAUGAAUUCGUUGACAGUAGACAGGCCUUAUCUGUGAUAACAGAAAUUUCUGACGAAGAAAGAUUUGAACUUGUAGAUAAAUACGACAUUGAAUCAGAACUUGGAUCAGACUUUAGACAUUCCCCAGACAGAGUUACCCAAUCUCCCGGAGUCACAACUGGCAAAUUUUUCAGCAAAAGUGGUGAACGAGAUGAUGUAUCUGUGACUUCAUCCUUGUUAGAAUUUGAAAGACUCGAACGAGAAUUCUCCCGGUCUGGUUCUCUUAAUUCUAUUGAUAAUGUGGAUCGAGAGAGUAUUCCUGGUACUGGCAGUCUUCCCGGGUCCGUAGAUGAGAAAAGGUUUUAUGGUAAAAGUAAUGAUAAAGAUGAUGGAUCAACUACCUCCUCGUUAGCCGAAUUCGAAAGGUUAGAAAAACAGACGGCUAACUCUGGUUCCGGAAGCUCGGUCGACAAAGUUACUCCUGAAAGUAAAAGCACUGGAAGCGGAAACGACGGAUCAAUGUCAUCGUUAUCCGAAUUUGAAAGACUUGAGCAAGUUUGCCAAGAAGAAGAGCGUCGUAGCUCCGUAGAAAGCUCCAGCAGGCGAAGCGAAACAUCCUCAAUGGCAUCUUUGGCUGAAUUUGAAACAAUCGAAAGCGAAAUCGUUGCAACAGAAGAGCUAGAAGCAGAAGCUCGCAAAAUUGUCGAUAUCCUCGAAAGUGGAACACUAUUUGACUCUCAAUCCUUCAAACCAGAUCUGGACAAAGACUCAUUAGAUGGACGAGACAGUAUUGAAAGAGAUUCAUUGAGUGAAGGUGAUCCUCAUCAACUUGGAGAUGGUGACUCCCUAGACGGCGACACAUCAGAAAUGACUGACAUGACAUCCAGUGUCAUCUUCGCUGGUCCAGAUCCGAAUUCAACUCAAGCUCUGGAUAAUGAUUCAAUACCUGGAGACAUUGGCGUGAUGCAAAUAUCAACAGACUCAUUGACGUUAGAACAACGUUCUGAGCAUUCACGACAGGAAUCGGGGCCAUUUGAUGUUGAUUCUCUGCAUGAAUACAGUGGAAUUAUGGAAAGGUCAGCAGAUUCGCUGUAUGGUAUUGUGAUGCAAACCUCGGCAGAUAGUUUAGAGUUUAACAACAUGCAAAGAUCCAUAGAUUCUACCCAUGACAUAGUUCACUUACAAUCCAAUGUACCAAAACCAGACACACGAGGUUCUCAAGACUCUCUCCAAGAAAUGCAACGCUCAGCGGAUUCGCUAGAAUUGAGUGCCGGGAAAUCUGACAAAGACUCUCUCCACGGCGGUGAUGAUGUCAUGAAAACGUCCACAGAUUCUCUUGAAAUUCAAGCUGACCAAAGGAACAUUAUGCUGAUGUCUGUUGAAUCUGCUGCCUGGUCCAGUAUGGGAUCUGAUGGUAUGGUCAAAUCUUCAUCACAUAGCGACUCCAGUUUAAUGACAGUCUCUAAUGAAUCUGAUAGUGGAUGCAAAGAUAAAUCUGCCAAAACCGAGGUCCAUGAAACCAUUUAUGAAGAACGUGUAAUUGAGAACUACGAAAGGACUUCAAAAACCCCUAAAUCAAAGGGCACUCACGCCGAGAAAGUGGGCCCAACCAAGAAAUUAAAAACCGAACCUUUCAAAUUCGGCAUGACCGAAGAAGAAAUCGUUCAGCCAUUAUCAACCAAGAUUCCGUAUGAAGAAACCAAAAAAGUUUACACCAUGGUAGAAUGGGAAGAGAUGAAGCGACUCAAAAGAGAAGCCAUGGAAAAAUCAAAUUUAGCGUCACAAACCGAACAAAUCAAAACUUUCGAUACUACCAUAGAAACGCAUGCACCCAGUGUAAGCCAUGUCUCAACUGUCACAUAUGAAACAAGAGGUACUAAUAAUAAUAAUAACCAUUGUCUCAGUAGUGCACUCUGUCUUUUGGUUCAGCAUGCAGUAAUCUCUUUGUUGGGUCAUUUUCUUUUCGAGAAGUUAAUUUGGUUAGCUUUACGUUCUACUCAUUUCCGUUAG
This is a messenger RNA of Lottia gigantea (owl limpet), 17031 nucleotides long. RefSeq lists its product as hypothetical. Lineage: Eukaryota; Metazoa; Mollusca; Gastropoda; Lottiidae. Gene Ontology annotation, molecular function: protein binding. The transcript has 28 exons. Gene Ontology annotation, biological process: signal transduction. The record is from RefSeq and is a predicted model, not a curated record. Bases 1 to 17031 code for a protein of 5676 amino acids.